GGAUAUUCUCUCUUGCCCACCUCUUCCACUGGGCUGGUUCAGAGAGUCGGGUCUUAUUCUCUUGGGUACCAUUGUCAUAGGGCAAGGUAUCGGUUCACAUGCGGCUUGGAACCUCCGAGGCUGUCAACUGAUCUCGUUUGAAGUUAUAACGAAUGACCUUAUUUCAGCACCACGAGUACUAAACAGCUCCGGUGCAGUGAAUUUUAAACCUCCUCAUAACGCCGCUAGAAUCGCCGGCGCUGCUACGUACAGGACAACGCCAGCCACCAAACAGCACCAGUUCAUCAAAGGGAAGCUGUCCAAACACCAGGCGAAUUUUUAAGUAUAUUUUAAAUCGCUGUAACGAUAUAUCGAAAAUAGCUCAGUGCAAAACGUCAGCAGGAGCCUAUUACCUGGACAAUACAAUCAACCGUUGACUUUAGUUCUCUUCGAGAAUGGCGCCCGGGAGCAUUGGAUUUUUCAUUUUUGUCCAGAUUGUCGCCCUAAAUCUAUACCAGAUACCAGCGUUUCCCACACCUGAGGCAACCGAAGAGACUACUGUGUAUAACAGACUACUGAGUGAGGAAAGACCAUUGCAGGAACAGAUUGCAGAGGCAGAGAGUGUGACCAAAAAAGAACCCAUAGCAAGCAAGCAGGAAUCUGAACUGCCAGAGCUGAACAUGGAGCUGGACAACGAUGAUUUCAGACUGCUGAAAUCCUUAGCAGAGAGAUCGCAGGGCACAAACAAUGAGACCGUAAAUGUGGAGAGACCGGAUGUGCAAUCUGUGGCAGAUGACACAGAUUCCACCAAGAACAGGAGGCUGGCAGAAGACUAUGACUCCACAAAAAGUGGUGGCGAGUAUAAGUACCCAGAUGGCCCAGAGAGCUUCCACCAGGUGGACGGGACCCCACUAACAGCAGAGGACAUUGUCCAAAAGAUCGCUGCCAAAAUAUAUGAGGAGGAUGACAGAGGGGUGUUCGACAGAAUCGUAUCCAAGCUGCUAAAACUUGGACUGAUUACGGACAGCCAGGCAGACACUUUGGAGUAUGAGGUGGCUGAGGCUCUGCAGGAGCUCAUCACUAAAAAUGCCAGGGACAACGAGGUCGAUGACCUUGGCGCGGACUACCCUGCCCCCAGGGGCAGUGCAGGGCAGAGGGAACAGAACCCUGAUGCUAACAUGGAAUUGGUUGAAAACCCCAGCAGGAAGCACAAGAUGGAGCAGGGUGGGGUGGGUGGCAAUGACACAGUAGAUCGUGCAUGGGUUACUCCGAGUGAGGAGAACCACAGGGGUGAGCAGAGCCCUGAGGAUGGCCUCCAGGACCUACAGUAUUUCCCGAACUUCUACAGCCUCCUUAAGAGCCUCAACUCAGAGAAAGAUGCAGAGGAAAGAGAAACUCUGAUCACCAUAAUGAAGACCUUGAUCGACUUUGUGAAGAUGAUGGUGAAAUAUGGGACGAUCACCCCGGAGGAAGGCGUGGCUUAUCUAGAACACCUGGAUGCCAUGAUUGCCAUUCAGACAAAGAACAAACUGGGGAAAUCUCUGGAGACAGUGGACUUCAAGCUGGCUUUGGGAAAGACCAGCGACGAGGUAGACAACACAAAGGAUGAGGCAGCCAAAAUGCAACAGGAGUACGAGUCUCUGAAGGACACCACCAACAGUGACCAGGCAGUCACUGAAACUGGCCAUAAUGGAAAGUCAAACACCUAUUUGGAGGCGAUAAGAAAGAAUAUUGAGUGGCUGAAAAAGCACAACAAAGAUGGCGACAAGGAGGAGUAUGACCUGUCCAAGCUGAGGAACUUCAUGAACCAGGAGGUAGACUCCUACAUUGACUGCGGGAUUCUGCCAAAGGACGAGGGUGAGGUAAUCAAGAGGAUCUACGGCAGCCUGUAAGCAGCCCGGCGAAUCCCCAACUGGACACAGCGGCAACUGGACACAAUCGUGCACGUGCUGAAAAUGAAUCAAUUAGGAAACCCUAACUGUAGCUCCACACUUCGGAAGAGGUUCACACAGGGUAAACCCUUCACCCCCAUCCCACUCUAAAGGAGAAGACAGAACAGUAAUGUAUCAGGGCAUGUAGAUGAUGCACCAGGCAUUUUUCAAUUCCACACUUCCAUUGUUAUGUGCCAUCUCUUUGGUAACUGCUUCAUACUGCAUGUUGAACCAAACACUCCCUUACUAGAUUUCUAAAUUGUAUUUAGAAAUUGCUAGUUGUACAUAUGAAGAGAGUUUGAAAUUAAUGUUAAGCUCAGUCUGGACAAACAUGAAAUAGAAUAUUGAUGCAAGCCAUGGUUUUCAGGGAAUGUCCCUCAGUGCCCUUUAAAAUAUGUCCUUGCCAAAGUGGUACCCCAGAAACAGUGGCAGUUCAUCAAAAAACACUUUGCUUCAGUGAUGCUCCGUUCACACCCACAGGGAAUAAAAAAACAGAGUAAACAUGUCUUUGUUCACUAGCUCCUGUAAAAUAAACGACAGCCAUUAUGACAGAAUAGCUUGAAUAGCUUGGUUAGAGACUAGGGGGCAGACAUUUGGCUUUUCAUAUCUUGUAGGGUUCAAUAGAUUUCUUCUUGCUACUGAAAAAUGUAUGUAUAUCAAAAUGUAUGUGUAUGUAUGGAGUGAAUCAUUAUUUCCAUGUUUUUUGUAAGUGUUAAACCUAUUCUAGUAUGGCUUUUGACUCUGCCAAAAAAGAUGACUUUGUGUUUCUGUGUCAUUGAACAUGACUGUUUUGUGUCUGUCAGACUCGUUUGAUCAGUUUAGAGGUCCUUCAAAUCCCCAGGGGGAACCACUGUCAUUCUGCACUCUGUACUUGUGGUUUCUCUUUUCUCACUCUGCAUGUUCCAGAGCAUUUAAAAUGUGCAUCCUGAUGAGAGUUUAGAUGAGAUGCAAAACAAAAGUAUUUUCAAGUGUAAAUACCUGUGAAGUUUUUUCAGAAUGUAAAGGUGAUUAAAACAUUCUUUAUAGA
Megalops cyprinoides (Indo-Pacific tarpon) is the source of this 2937-nucleotide messenger RNA. Its product is annotated as secretogranin-3-like. Gene Ontology annotation, cellular component: secretory granule membrane. NCBI's taxonomy places the organism in Eukaryota, Metazoa, Chordata, Actinopteri, Elopiformes, Megalopidae. Gene Ontology annotation, biological process: protein localization to secretory granule. Bases 435 to 1871 code for a protein of 478 amino acids. The record is from RefSeq and is a predicted model, not a curated record. The transcript is spliced from 12 exons.